Molecule: messenger RNA, 439 nt
Organism: Rubroshorea leprosula
Lineage: Eukaryota; Viridiplantae; Streptophyta; Magnoliopsida; Malvales; Dipterocarpaceae
Source: the annotation of a GenBank genome assembly
AGAUAGCUCGCUAUUCUACCCCUCAACCUCAAGCAAUCAUCAUGAUCAUGUCCUCCUCCAUCUUCCCCAUCUCAUCAUUAGUCCCUCACCUCAAUCGACACGGCAAGCACUACUCCUCCAUCGUCCUCUGUCCGCCAAUCCCACCAAAACCGCCGCCGCUGCCUACCACCUCAAGGAAGACCGGAAGAUAAGAAGAGGAUGAGGAAGGUAGAACAAGAAGAUAUGGAUUCCGUCAAGAAGUAGAAACCCUAGCUAGCUACCUUUUCCUUGUCUGAUCCACGGAUUGAGUUAAGGGUUUUCUUUCUUCUUCUUCUUCUUCAUGAAAAGAAUCUUCUUGUUCAGAAUCAUCUUAUUUACUUGGGGAAUGGAAGUAUCAUGGUCCGAUAUUCUCUAGAUCUAUAUAUAUCUCCACAAAAGAUAAUAUAUGUCCGUGGUUUUA